Molecule: messenger RNA, 4262 nt
Organism: Octopus bimaculoides (California two-spot octopus)
Lineage: Eukaryota; Metazoa; Mollusca; Cephalopoda; Octopoda; Octopodidae
Product: trafficking protein particle complex subunit 11
Source: RefSeq, a predicted model, not a curated record
UCUAUUUGCUGCGCUAUGACACUGUAAUUCCGUCUAUUUCAGAUGACCAGAAGAUAUUGUAAUUAGAUAAUUUUUUUUUUAACCGAUGCCUGCUCUCUUCAUCCGGCUCACAUUGACAAAGUAAAAUGUCUUGGGCAGCUGAAUUACCUGAGGAACUGCUGUGUAGACCUACUGGACUGGUGGUUUUAACUGGGCUUGAUGUAGUUUAUAAUGCAAUACACAAAGCUGUUUGGGAUGCCUUUGUUAAUAACAGGCGUCAUGAUCGUGUCUCCUUGAAAUUUAAAGUCUUUGAAGGAGAUCAUGAAUAUCCAAAAUGUCGAUCAAAGCAACGAACAUCAUAUGAAUGGUAUAUUCCUAAAGGGAUCUUAAAGAGAUCCUGGAUGAACAAACAUUUGAGUCAUGUUCCUGCUGUGGUGGUCAUCUUUUUUGAUUUGGAUUGGGACGAACCGAUGUGGAAAGAAAAACAAAUGGAAUGUGCAACUCGCGUUGAAAUUGUGAGAAACAGUCUGCUAGGCCGAGGCACAAAAGUUGAUGUCGUUCUUAUUCAGAAAAAUGCACCUCUUCUUCCAGGAGAAGAUGUAAUAGCCACAGAACGAGCUGCAGCCUUGUGCACUGCCUGUGAACUGUCUAUGAAGUCACUGUUUGUCUUACACCACACCGACCAUUUAGUUGGUUAUGUCAUUAGGCUAGAAAAUGCAUUUUAUGAACAAUCACAAAAUUAUUAUCACAAUGAAGCCAGGAAAGUUAAAGCACAUAAAGAUUUUCUCAACAAAAUAACACAUCAGUUACUAUUUGUCCGACACCAGUUCAAAAUUGCAUUUUUUAAUGAACUUAAACAAGAUUCACACACUGCUUUGAAACAUUAUAAGCAAGCUUAUGGACAAAUUCAAGAACUACGAAUGCAUGAAACCAAUUUACUAGAAAUCAAAACCAUUGCAGGCUUUGUCAAUUACAAAAUUUGCAGGCUAUCAUUUCAACAUAAUGCUCCUUUAGAUGCCAUUGCCCAGUUCCGAAGACACAUUGACUUUUUCAAGAAUCGAAUUGGAGUUUCUGAUUUGUCUUUUGAGCACAAUGCUUGGAUGUCAAAACAAUUUCAAGUAUUUGGUGAUUUAUUUGAUGAAGCUAUAAAACUAGGUUUGACAGCAAUUCAGACACAACACCCAGGUUUCUAUUAUCAGCAUGCUGCCAAUCUGUCUAUUGCCCGUAAAUCGCUCUGCAGUCAACUUUGUAAACCUGUAACUAGUCAACUUAACUGGAAUCCACUUGAAAAUUUGGGCAAUUUAGAUUUUUAUGGUCAAAGACCCUGGAGACAAGGACAUCAAAGUAUUGAUCCUCCUGAUAUUGAGAAAGAAAAGGAAGGUAUUAUGGCUCUUCAAAAUAUGGAAAGAGAUGUGGACCAUUCGUGGAUUAUCAUUCCUCAGUUAAGUAGUGCCGUGGCUCAGUUCAAAAAAUACAAGUCUCCAAGAAUGAAAAGACAUUUAAUGGUGCAGAUGGGAGAAGAAUAUUUCCAUGCCAAAGACUACAAUAAAGCUUUGAUGAUGUUAAAUAAAGUGAUGUGGGACUACCGUGUUGAAAGAUGGCGACCUCCGCUUACACAUCUCUUACAAACAUCAUUGAAAUGUGCUUACCUAACUGCCAAAGUCCAUGACUAUAUUACUGUAUGUCUUGAGCUUACCGGAGAACAUAUCUGCUGCUCUGUUGAAGAGAAAACAAGAAUUUUAAUGAAUUUCAUCCGUGUUAUGUCUAAUGACUCUCCUGAACCAGAACCAGGAUUAGAACCAAGCUGCGUUGAAAAGGCUCGUAAUUUAUGGACUUGUAGUGAUGUCGCUACUGGAAUGUUCAGAGUGGAAAUGCAGAAUAUUGUACCUUUUGUUGAAUGCAAAGGAAGAUUUACAAGUGACAGCUUUUCUGCCGAUUCAGAAGUGAAACUUGAAAUAUAUUUAAGAGUUAGUUGUCCAUUUCCUGUAAGAUUCGCAAGACUAUCAGUUCUUCUGAGCAAUCAAGUAUACAAUCAAUACUGUGUUGUAAAUGAUGGCCAUGGAAUAACUGCUGCAUCUGAAUGUGAAGGAGAAAAUGGAGAUUUGUAUUUGGUUCCUAAUAAAACUAGAAUUUAUCGGUUUUCAUUUCUGCCUAUGAAAGAGGAUGUUGGAAAUCAAUUAGAAAUUACAACUAUAGUUCUUCAAAUUGGGACUGAAGGAAGGCUGGCUUUCCUUUAUUGGCUUGGAGCUGGCGGUGAUGCUGUUGCACCAUCCUCUACUGCACAGACUGUUUGGCAUAAGAAAGAAUCUGAUGGGGUAAUCGACUGGAAGUCAGUGACUGCUAUUCCAAUAACAAAGAUUAUUCCACGCCAUGCUAGAUUGGAUAUUAAGGUCAUCCACGACUCACCAAGUUUACUGAAUGAAUUCUAUUUAGUAAAAAUCAACAUAACCAAUAAGGAAAAUGCUUCCAUAUCUGACAUAAGUUUAACUGUGGAAGUACAAGAUGCUUCAGAGACAACUUCAGAACAAACCACACAUAUUUGUGUGCAACCUAAAUAUGAAGGUGAAACUGUAUCAAAAAUAGCAGGAAUUGAACUUGGAAAAUUGGAUGUAGAAGAAGAAAUCACUCAAAACCUUUAUGUGAAAUGCAUGGAAGUUAGUUUAAAAACAAUUAAUUUCAAAGUAAGUAAAUAUUCUGACACUUUUUUUGAACAUAUUGAAUCAGUGUAUUCUGGAGAGCACUUCCUCAUCAUUCAGGAGUUACAUUGCACAUCUACAUGGCCUGUAGAAAUUGAGACCAGUGAAUUACUAUUAAAACCAAUCAUAAAACAUGAAGAUGAGGAGUAUGAAUCACAGCUGAAAAAUGUGGUAAUUGCCCGAAACGAAUGCGCAACUGAAUGUAUUUGUUUACAAAUAUCUGUUAAAACACCUUCGACUGUUCCCUUAGGUUCAUAUAAGUUACAUUGGAGGCGGAAAACCGAAAAUGAUGAUGGUAUGUUGAGUCCAUAUGUAAGCACAGUCUUUCCACUACCAGCUUUGAACAUUGAAUGCAUUCCGAUAUCUGUUGGCCUCCAUUUACCAGCUUUUGGUAGUGUAAAAACUUUGCUCCCUCUGAUUUAUGAAAUCCAUAACAAAACUUCUUUAAUGCAAGAAUUAGAAGCCGUCAUGGAACCUAGUGACAGCUUUAUGUUCUCAGGAAAUAAACAGAUACAUUUUCGUAUCCCUCCUAUUGGUCAGUAUCAGUUGACCUAUAACUUGUUUCCUUUAAUUCCUGGUCAUGUGAGCCUUCCUAAACUUCAUUUAAACCUAAGUCAAGGAGGUGGUGGUACGGCUGCCGGAGACAGUAUGGAUGAAGUGCUACAGAAGUUAAUACCUUCUCAUAUAUUUAUUAAGCCCACUGGAAAAGCCCUGAAUGUCUCUGGUUGAGAAAAUUAUCAAGAAAUUUAGAAAAAUACCAAGAAACAACAACAAAUAAAUAAUUAAAAAAAUGAAAGAAAAUACAACAAAAAUAUAUCCAUCAUUUGUAACUUUAGAACUAUAAACUUUCACUGGAUUUUCAUUUAUUAAAUAGGUAAAAAGAAAAAAAAAGAUGAUUAAAAAUCUGAAGUUACAUUUUGUGUAUUUGGGAGCUGCUUACUGUACUGUAAAUACAUUAUAUAAUAGUUAUUGAAAAUUUUCUAUUAUUAUUAUUAUUAUCAUUAUUAAGGUGACAAGCUGGCAGAAUCGUUAGCAUGCUGGACGAAAUGCUUGGCAGUAUUUCACCUGUUGCUACAUUCUGAAUUCAAAUCCCACCGAGGUCAACUUUGCCUUUCAUCCUUUUGGGGUCGAUAAAUCAAGUACCAGUGAAAUACUGUCCCCUUCCCCCAACAUUUCAGGCCUUGUGCCUCCAGUAGAAAGGAUCGUUAUUAUUAUUAGUAUUAUUACCAUUAAGGCAGCAAGCUAGCAGAAUCGUUAGUAUGCUGGACAAAAUGCUUAGUGACAUUUCUUUCUCCUCGUGUUCUAUGUUCAAACUCCGCAGAGGUCAACUUUGCCUUUCAUCCUUUGAGGACCAAUAAAAUGAGUUGAGCACUGGGAUCUUUGUGAUUAACAACCCUCUCCCCCAAAUUUUCAGGCCUUUUCCCUAUAGUAGUAAAGAUUAUUAUUAUUAUUAUUAAGGUGGCGAGCUGGCAGAAUCAUUAGCACACCAGACAAAAUGCUUAGCAGCAUUUCAUCUGUCUUUAUGUCCUGAGUUCAAAUUCCACCAAGGUUGGCUUUGCCUUUCAUCCUUUUAGGGUCAAUAAAUUA